UUUAUAAAUUAUUUCAGACAUAUUUAGGGACAAGUAUGCAUGUUGUAGCUUGGGAUGACAUCCAAGUCAACUGCAGAAGAAGUGGGAAAUGCCAGCAAGGACAGGAGGCUCCAAAUCGGGACCCAUCGGGGUUUGCUGAAUGGCAUGACUUCCACCCCCAUCAAAGGUGAAGCAGAAGAUGGCAGCAUGGAUCGUGGGUGUGUAGUUAGGCAACUUUUUGGACAUCAGCCCAGGAGUGGUUCUAAAGAGAGAGAGGAGCGUGAAAAUGCCUUGGAGAUAUCCACUGUUUCUAGCAUCUCAGAGCAUGGCGAAGAAAGUGCUGGCUCACAUACGAGGGACUUUUCCCUGCAGGCCAAGGAAAUCAUUCAGCAGUGCAUGACGAAUCUCAUGUCCCUUCUUCACAAUGACAAGACUAGUAGCAGCAUCAGAACAGCUGAUGAAGUUGAAACUCCAGGGUCCCAGCCAGACCAAAGAGACACUUCAAUAAAUGCAAAUGGAGUCUUCCACAGUCACACAUAUGUGCCCACCACUUUUGAACGGACUCUCUCAAAUACAGAUCUCCCUGUAGGUGUUGCAGGAUCCCAUUUCCUGAGUGAUGUGUCUCUGCCCAGGAAUGGAGAUGUGACAGGCUAUCUUGGUCCAUCUGGGGAUUUGACUGCAUGGUCCACUCUUCAGACAACUGCGAAUCACACCUGUGGUCGGAAUCGUUACUCAGAUUGGGUCUCUCAUGUUUUUGAAUCUCAACUCUUAUGCCAGAAACUCAGACUUGAAGCUCACUUCCAACAGAAACUCUUGAGCCUCUCUGAAGAGAAGUCAAGGGAGGUGGCUCACCUUCAUGAGAAGUAUCAGAGGAGGAUGCAGGAAUACGAAGGUGUGAUUCGGGAUCUGGAACAGCAGAUUCAGCGAGGUGCAAAGGAUUUCAUCCGACUGAACGAUGUAAAGAACAAGCAGAUCAAAGAGCUCACAAAACUCCUGGAAGAAAGACAGAGGACUGUCACUGUAAACCAAUUGCCAUUAAAGGAUGGAGAGCAGGAAUUUGCAUGGGAGAUGGAGAGAUGUGACAUAGAGAAACGUCAUGUUGAGCAACUAAAGACCCUCAUUCAGGAAUCUAAUGGAAAAUUGAGGGAAAUGCAAGACCAGUACCAGAAUCAGGCCAUUGCCAUGGGUGCAGAACUUGAGCUCCUGCGGGAAACCAAGAAGAGACUGGAAGAAAGGCUGCAGGAAGUAGAAAAUCGUCCCCGCCUGAAGGACAGAAGUGAAGGGGGAAGUCAGAGGUGCUUGAAUAAUUCAGAAUCGAAAGGAACACAGACUUCUCCAGUUGUCUUCCUGGAAAAAGAUCACAGGCCAACUCGGGUAGAAGACCAAGUGGCAAUGUUUAAAGGAAGGGAGAAUAGCAGUGAUGACAUGGUCCUCUCUGGGUCCUUAAACUCAUCCGAACGUGCCGAUUCGAUGAGCACCUCUCGGAGACGGAGUGGGAACGAAAGUGGAGAUCUGGCUGCCAUCACAUCUCGACUUCGCAAGCAGGUCCUCUAAGAAGUCUUCUGCCUCUUCCACCUCCAGUGAUGGAAGACUGAAGGUGUUCGAGAAGAAUCUCUCUCAUGUAUGCAAUUCUGGAACAGGGAAGACAACUACACCAUAGUUGAAUCUGGAUAGCAUAAUCUCAAGCCCUUCCUUUGCCUUACAUAUCCAAUUCUGUACUCUUCCAUUAUAAGUGUGAUAUCAUUUUCGGUCACUGUGAAUUACAAUGCACCGGUACUGUCCCUCUUUUAUACUGAAUUUUUUCUUCUCUGAUUAAAGAGAUGCUACUUAA
Darwinula stevensoni is the source of this 1810-nucleotide messenger RNA. Lineage: Eukaryota; Metazoa; Arthropoda; Ostracoda; Podocopida; Darwinulidae. The record is from the annotation of a GenBank genome assembly.